Lactuca virosa is the source of this 2736-nucleotide messenger RNA. NCBI's taxonomy places the organism in Eukaryota, Viridiplantae, Streptophyta, Magnoliopsida, Asterales, Asteraceae. The record is from the annotation of a GenBank genome assembly.
AUGGAGCCAAUUCAACCAAGAGACAAAUAUCCGAAGGCCAAAAUUGAAGAACCAACUCUGCGCUUACCCAAAGCGUUGCUGAAACCUGAUGGUGAUCCGAAUGAUGAUCUCUGCUAUAUGAAAAUUUUCGAAGAUGAUACAAGAAGAGCUCAGCACCUAGCUGAGUCAAUUGCUGCAGGGGGAAAACUUGAUAGGAAAGUAUAUCGGAUUCGUAAUAAAGAACUUGCCAAAUUCGUUGGGAAAGAUUUUGAAGGGAUGAGUGAGAUUCACAAAGCCUCAAAAGCCACAAUUGGGAUAUUAGCUGAUGCUGAAUCCAAUCUUCAUAGUCAUUCAUAUCUUGACUUAGUGGGUACUGUUGAAGAAGUCAAUAUAGCUGAAGGACUCAUCCUGGAUAACACCCUAAAGACAUAUAGUACCCUCGCUUAUCCAGUAAUUCUGAUGCCACCAACCAUUUAUGGGGACUACAUCAUCAUUCCUGUCAACAAGGUUAGUCGUGUCCUUGGCACCUACAGCAUAAAUAUCUUGAGGAUGGAAAUGGAGUGUGGUGCAUGGAUAAAGAUUGAAGCAGGUGCCCCUCCAGGUGGUUCGGAGCAGGAGAAAUUAAUCAACGUAUUUGGUCCACGUGAGAAUGUCAUCAAAGCCAUCAAAUUAAUUCGAGCAAUAACCUAUGAGCCCACGGAAGCUUCUGCAGCACAAGAAGAAUUAUGGCGGGAGUUUAACGAGCCUUGUUGGCGUGAGUAUUUUGAACGUAACGAAUUAGCAGGAGAAGCCCAGCCCCAGGUUGAGGAAUAUUCCGGUGGACCGGAGAGGCAGGCUGAUCAGGAAGGUGGUUCCGGUCAUAUAACAGAAAGAGCUACCCAAGGGAGUGAAUAUUCAUCUGACAAAAAGGAAAAGCGGCAAACUAGUACUUUUCUACGAAUGAAACCAGAGGGAUCUAAAUCCAAAGAAACAGUAGAAGGAGAGUUUAAAGUACCAAAAUGGAGUCAAACUUUUGGACAUAUAAAACCUGUUCAUGAUGAAUCCAAAAUAUUAGGGAAGGAGGAAGGUGGUUCCAGUGUAAUAGAAAAAAAGCAUGUGGAUGAAGCUGAAUCUGAAAGUGAAAAAGGAGAAGCCAAGCUUAAGGAAUAUUCCGGUGAACUGGAAAAAGGGAAGCAGGCUGAGGAAGGUGGUAUCGUUGAGCCGACAAUAGAAAAGAAUGAGCAUGAUGUUAAAGAAAGAGAAGCUGAAUCAUUAAAAAAGAAGUCAAAAAAACUUAUUAUACGACUUAAGAAAUCUGGUGGUGGCGAGGGAUCUAAACAAACAGAAGAAGGGAAGGAUAAGGAAUCCGGUGAAUGGGAAAAAGGGAAGCAGGCUGAGGAAGGUGGGCCCAUUGUAAUAGAAAAAGAAAAGCAGCCAGAGCAUGUGCAUGAAAAAGCUCAUGAUUCUGCAAAAACUGAAGAUGACAAAGAAGGUGAUUAUAGAUCAAAAGAGAAAAGACAGGUUGAGGAUGUUGAGCAAGCAAAAUCCGAAAAGGAAAAAGGAGGCAAAUUGAAAAUGGAGCAAAAGGCAAAGGCAGCAGCAAGAGACAAAUAUCCGAAGGCCAAAAUUGAAGAACCAAAUCUGCGGUUACCCAAGGCGUUGCUGAAGCCUGAUAGUGAUUCCACAGCCGAUGAUCUCACCUAUAUGAAAAUUUUCGAAGAUGAUGCACGGAGAGCUCAGCAUCUUGCUGAGGCAAUUGCUGGAGGGGCGAAACUUGAUAGGAAAGUGUAUCGGAUUCGUAAUAAAGAACUAGUGAAAUUCAUUGGGAAAGAUUUUGAAGGGAUGAGUGAAGUUCAUAAAGCCUCAAAAGCCACAAUUGGGAUAUUAGCUGAUUCUGAAUCCAAUCUUCAUAGUCAUUCAUAUAUUGAUUUGGUGGGUACUGUUGAAGAAGUUAAUUCUGCUGAAGGACUCAUCCUAGGCAGCAUACUAAAGACAUAUAGUACCUUGGCUUAUCCAGUAAUUCUGAUGCCGCCAACCAUUUAUGGGGACCACAUCAUCAUUCCUGUCAACAAGGUUAUUGGUGUCCUUGGGAGCUUCGGCACUAAUAUCCUGAGGAUGGAAAUGGAGUCUGGUGCAUGGAUAAAGAUUGAAGCUGGUGCCCCUCCUGGUGGUUCAGAACGGGAGAGAUUGAUCAAUGUAUUUGGUCCACGUGAGAAUGUCAUAAAGGCCAUCAAAUUAAUUCGGGCAGUAACCUACGAGCCCACAGAAGGUUCUGCAGCACAAGAGGAAUUGUGGUGGGAGUUUAACGAGCCUUGUUGGCGUGAGUUUUUUGAACGUAAUGAAUUAGCAGAAGAAGCCAUGCUCAAGGAAAAACCAAAGCAACAGGUUGCCGGGGAAGCUGGUUCAACAGAAAAGCAAAAGCAAAAGCAGCCGGUUUUGUCUCAUCAUAUAGUAAGUAAGAACAAAUCUGGUGAUGAUGGGGAAUCAGAAAAGACCAAGUCAAAAAAACCUCUAUCAGAAAGAAAGAAGGCGCAACAUCAACAUCAACAUGUUCUAAGAAGGAAAUCUCUAUCAGAGGGUUCUAAAAGAACAGAAGCAGCAGGUGAAGAACCUAGUUUGAGUGAAACUUUUGGACGCUUGAAAAUUGGUGGUUCAAAUGUAAAAGAAAAAGAGCAUGCUCAAGGUGAUGAGCCAAAAGAGAAAAGUCACAAGGAUGUUUCUGCAAAGAAUAAGGAGGAAUCUCAAGGUGAUGAAUGUGGUCAAGAGUCAGCAGAGUGA